Molecule: messenger RNA, 792 nt
Organism: Microthlaspi erraticum
Lineage: Eukaryota; Viridiplantae; Streptophyta; Magnoliopsida; Brassicales; Brassicaceae
Source: the annotation of a GenBank genome assembly
AUGAGAGCUCUUCCAGCAGGAUCAAUCACUACUUGGGAUGAGUACAAGAGAGCUUUCUUGAAGAAUUUCUACCCAAAAGAGAGAUUAAAAUGGAUGAGAAGAAGAAUCUCAGAAUUUCGACAUGAGGCACAUGAAUCAUUCUUUGAGGCUGUUUCACGGUUCAAGGAGUACAAGAGAGAGUGCCCUCACCAUGGUUUUACAGAGAUUGCUUUGCUAAACUUCUUCUAUCAAGGAGUUGAUGAGAAAUUCAAGAUGGCGCUCAACACCGCAAGUCAAGGGGACUUCAUGACUAAUACUAUUUCUCAAGCCAACAUUCUCAUUGAUAACUUGGCAGAAAGCAGCAAAAGUUCAUACCAAGACUAUGUGCAAGGCGUGGAGGAGAUCAAACCAAAAUCUGACUUUUCAGAAAUCUUUGAGCUAAAGUCAUUGGUUGCUCAACUUCUCAAGAGCCAACAAGGCAAUGGUGACCUAUGUGAGAACGUGGUGGCUUCUAGCAGUAAGUAUAAUAAAGAUCUUAUUGGUGAAAGUUCUUCUAAGCAUCAAGAAGGAGUGAAUUAUGUUGGUGAGUUUGGAAACAUCAAUGAAAACCGAAAUCACAACGGUUUUAACCAUGGAAACCCUCAGCCAAGCAUUGAAGAUCCUCUUCUAGACCAAGAUCACGUGGUCAUGACACCUAAAGAGAGAAACCUUGAAGAUAUGAUGCAUCAGUUCAUGGAGAAUCAAGAGAAAUUCAUUGAAGGAAUGAAGCAAUGCGCCAAAGAUAACAAAAACCAUUGGUUUCAAGAUGGAUAG